Messenger RNA from Globicephala melas (long-finned pilot whale), 7779 nucleotides. RefSeq names its product CGRP receptor component (gene CRCP). Gene Ontology annotation, molecular function: nucleotide binding. Gene Ontology annotation, cellular component: RNA polymerase III complex. NCBI's taxonomy places the organism in Eukaryota, Metazoa, Chordata, Mammalia, Artiodactyla, Delphinidae. Gene Ontology annotation, biological process: transcription initiation at RNA polymerase III promoter. The record is from RefSeq and is a predicted model, not a curated record.
CUUCAGACGCCGCUCAUUGGCCGUGUGGAUGUCCUCAUCAUUGGGGUUUAGUUUGAAGGUGCCCUGGGCCCACUCCUCAGCUACCUGUAGCAGAUAGCAGCAACACGGGGGUCAGGAGGGUGGCAUCAGCAGUUGAAUCCUGGCAGCGCUCCACCCCCGAGGAGAAUCACAGACCAAGAGCACGUUUGCUCAGGAGCCAUAGGACCACAGGAGCAUUAAGGGAUGAAGAGACAGUCAGCACAGCAUGUGGUUAAAGGGCACCUCUCUAGGCAUAUGAUCACUACGAGGGGAGAUGACAGGCUUGGGAUGAUACCGCAGCCUGCGCUCGCUCGGGGAUUUGGUGAAAGCCUGGGACCACAGGAAGGGACGCUGGGUUGGGCCUGGGAGUGUGGAGAGUACCUUGUCCAGGCCCUGGAGUAUCUGGUCCAUCUCGGUCUUGGUGAGGAUCCCCGCCUUCUGCAGGCCCCGGCUGUAGGCCUUGCUGCCCUGCACGUCCACCUCCCAGAGGUGCUGGUCAUAGGUGAUGGACGAGUUGAACUUCUCCAUGAUGGGGUCCACUGCGCCCACAAACCGGCCACCCCACAGCUUUCCGCUCUGGCCAGGAGGGCAUGAUCAAUUAGUCUCCUCCCCCCUUGAGAACAGGACCUCCCACAAAGGGCCCUCAGGAGAGUUAUCAGAUCUGACGGCAGUGGGAGCCAGCGGGCAGGGUUAUUCUCACUGGACAGAUAAGGAAACUGAGGCUCAGAGAGGGUUAGGAACUUGCCCAGAGUCACUCAGGGAGUGAAUGUGGGAAAUUGGCUGGACACUGAAGUUAGGUUCUUUCCCACCAUGGGGCGCUGCUCCAGGGAGAUGGUGGCAGGCACCCCUGAGACCACAGCAGAACUUCUGGGACCCUUCCUGCCACUGACCAAAGUGAGAAGUUACUCUGGAAUCCAGCUCUGAUGUACCAGGGAUAAUGACAAUAAUGCUGGCUAACAUACGUCGCAUUCUCACUGUCUGCCAGGCACCAUUAUUUGCUCGUCACGCAGACGGCAACGCUGUGAACUGGGUACCAAUACUAUCCUGCUACAGAGAGGAAAAACUGGGGCACAGAGCAGAUCUUUACCUUGCCCUUGCUGAGAGCGGCAGAGCCCGGACUGCACCUCGGCAGCCGGAAUUCGAAGCCCUGCUCUAAACCCCACAUGCCACCAGGACCUCUCUGCUGGCUCUGCUGUUCUGAACAUUUGCUGCAGGAACAGGAAGGAUGCCAGCGCUGCGCUGCUCAGUAACUAUGAGGUGUUCCAGUUACUAACUGAUAUGAAAGAGCAGCGUAAAGAAAGUGGAAAGAAUAAACACAGUUCUGGGCAACAGAACUUGAAUACUAUCACGUAUGAAACACUAAAAUACAUAUCAAAAACACCAUGCAGGCACCAGAGUCCUGAGAUUGUGAGAGAAUUUCUCACAGCAGUGAAAAGCCACAAGUUAACCAAAGCUGAAAAGCUUCAGCUGUUGAAUCACAGGCCAGUGACUGCUGUUGAGAUCCAGCUGAUGGUGGAGGAGAGUGAAGAACGGCUGACAGAGGAGCAGAUAGAAGCUCUGCUCCACACCGUCACAAGCAUCCUCCCUGCGGGGCCAGAGGCUGAGCAGAAGCAAAAUACCAACGAUGACGUGACAAUGGACGAAGAGGACCCAGCAUAGAAGAGCACAACUGGCCCAAGUGUCUCGUGAAGUUGAAAGGCCCAGCAGCCAUUUCCCAGACAUUCAGAGGAUUAUUUAUUUGGUUUUACCUUCUAUCCCAACAGGCCUGAUUUCCUGGUUAGUUGGGUAAACCACAAAAAUAAGCCUUUCUCAAAAACAAGCUAAAAAGAAAUCCUUGUGCCUCUGAAAGAAGAAACAUGGUGGAUAGGCUGAGGUUGUCAGGGCAGAGAGCUAAAGAGAGGAAGAGUGAGUCCAAGAGGACAAUACUGUGGAACUCUCUGUGGUAAAAAUAUUUCUUCUGUGGCCUUUGCCAUGGUUGUGGGAAGGUCCCUGUACACAGCUGGUAAAAUACUUGGCACUGGCUUUGAUGGGCCAUAUCCUAAUUAAUUUCAUCUGCUUCCCCAGGAGCUUCCCAAGCAGGCAUGCAGAGCAUUGCUAGGAUGAGAGCUGAGUUACGAGAAUCCUGUUAGAUGGCUAAAAACUCCCGAAGCAGCAAAUAGUUGCUCUAAGUUAAAAUGAGCCACUGAACUGGGCUCACCUUAGAGGAAUCUUUUCCUUGAGAACAGCAGAGAUAAGAGAACGCCUGGACAACUCUUCAUUAGGUCUAAAGGCCCCUUUCCUCUGCUGGCCUGGGCUUUGUUUACAGCUCACUAAUUAGUCUUAAAUGGUAGGGCACCAGCUCACUCCAGUUGAAAAGAGGCACUCCAGACUGAAUGACCGUGUCACCUGCCUUUCUGAAUACCUUCAGUUUCCUGCCCUGUGACAGGCUCUGCCUGUUGAAGCCAGGUGAGCUUCAUUUGCACAAUGGGCAAAUUGUUUGCAUCUUUUAAAAAGGGCAAUUCCCUGGGGUUCCAGUGGUUAGGACUCUGCACUUUCGCUGCUGAGGGCAUGGGAUCAAUCCCUGGUUGAGGAACUAAGAUCCCACAAGGUGCAAAUUGUGGCUCGAAACAAAAAAAAACCCCAAAAUGAAGAGGGUACAGUUAUGUAGCUCUUUUUGUGGAUGGAAUAUGAAGAGCUAGAGGUUAAUUAAUAAGAAUUUGAAUUUGUUGACUGUUGCAUCAGUUUUUGAAUUUAAAAUAUUAGGAUAAUUACCAUGUGAAGAACUUGUUAAUAUUCAGGCUUUGGAGAGUUUAGUAGCCCCAGACAUGUAGUUGCCUUAGAUCCUAGGAAUAUUGUUAAAAAUUAAUUUCCCAUAUUCACUCUGCUCCCUAUUUGGGGAAGAAAAUGCCCAUAGACAUUAAUUUUUCAAAUUGGUACUCAUGUUGUAAGAUCACAUUUUCAGUGCUUCUGUUAAUUGGAUUACUUCCCACCCCUUGGAAUUCCCAGGUUAUUUCAGCCUCCCCACCACCCCUGCCAAUAGGCAGUUAUGUUCAUCUUAACCUUAUCAUCUAAAGAUCAGUUGAGAUCUGCUUACAGGCAACAUUGAAAUUAACAGGGCAUUUAUUUUUUAUUUUAUAUUUUUUAAAUUAAUUUUUAUUGGAGUAUGUUUGCUUUACAAUGUUGUGUUAGCCUCCACUGCACAACAAAAUGAAUCAGCCAUACACGUACAGGGCAUUUAUAUUUUUAUUUUUAUUUUUCAUUGCAGAAAGAAUUCAGUGAGAGACAAAGUGAUAGGUAAGAAGUGGAUUUAUUUAGAGAGAAACACACUCCACAGACAGAGUAUGGGUCAUCUCAGAAGGUGAUAAAGGCCCAGGGCAUUUAUUUUUAAAUCUCUCUUUUGAGUAUCAGGAAUUUUACCAGGAGCUGUUGAUUUGUCAAAGCAUGCAUGUGCUUGUAUUAUUUUUGUUGCAUUUUGACCUUGAGUGUGUUAGGUGCUUUUUCCUCAUGGAUUCAGGGCUUAAUUAGUUAAUAAUAAAUUGUUUGCAGGUGACUGCCAACUUGUGCUAUUUUUAUAAAUCUUUGAAGAGUUUGUUUUGCCAUGGAUAGGAAGAAAUGAAAUGAAAUCUGACUUAAAAGCUAACAUAUAUAUGUAUUUUUUUAAUUUUAAUUUUUUUCUUAAGUUGAAUCUAUUUAGAUCUAAAUUUUGUGUUGGAUUUCAAGAAAAUUUUAAGUUUCUUUAUUUGGGACCUGAAUUUAGCCUCUGAUUAAGUUUCUGAUUAAGUCAGACAGGCUCUAGGAGACUUAACCUUUAUAAGAAAUAUGGUCUUUGUAAUAUUCCCAUAGCAUUAGUAAUCAACAUUUCAGAAAUAAAAGGUUGUAAUUUACACAGAAACUUAACCAGGAUCAUAUCUGGAAAGGAGAGCUGGGAGUCUAUGAGACUUGCUUUUCAUUUUAUGUCCUUCUGUAUGGCUUCAGUUUUUGACCAGGUGACUGUUUUAUUCUUUAAAAAGAAAAAAAAAUCUUUAUUUCCAUGUUGUCCUUGGCCUCUGCAAAAGUUAUUAAAUGUAUAGUGGAUAGUUAAGUUAUGUCCCAAACACGGAGACUGACACCCAGUCCAGUCACUCUGGGAGACGCAGCACUGAGGGGAUUGAUCUUUCAAGAAGGUACUGCUGAACUCUUAAAAGAUGAAGUUGACUCUCAGAGGUUUAUCCAAAUAAUUUCCUUGCCUCUUUUUGCUUAAAAGUUACUGUAUGACCCACUACCACCUCAGAGGACUUGCCACUUAUUCAAGGCUUGUUCAUAAAAUAAUGGGUACUGUUUUCCUAAUCAGUCAUUGUGUAAGCAUACCAGCUCUCAAGAGCUUAUACCCUAAUGAGAGAUGAGAGGAUCAAUCCUCCCGUAUAUUCUUUGCUAAAUCAUUUUCUCCCCUGAAAUCAAUUUAUUACUGCUUGUGUAAAUGGAUCAUUUCUCAGUAAACUAUAAAACAGACCACAUACCCUGAAAAGGAUCGUCAAUCUUAUUUAAUUACACAAUGAACUAAGGGCAUAAAAGGAAGCAAAACUGCCCAGAACUGGCCAGAAAUCCUUUUACAUAUUUUAAAAAUAAAGGUAUAAUUCACAGGGACUUCCUUGGCAGUCCAGUGGAAGCUGCACUUAGCCUUCCAGUGCGGGGGGUGUGGGUUUGUUCCCUGGUCAGGGAGCUGGGGUCCCACGUGCCUCGUGGCCAAGGGGCCAAAACAUAAAACAGAAGCAAUGUUGUAACAAGUUUAAUAAAGACUUAUAAAAGAGAAAAAUGUUCCACAUCAAAAAAAUCUUAAAAAAAAAGAUAUAAUUCAUGUACCAUAAAAUUUAUCAUUUUAAAAUAUACCACUCAGUGGUUUUGAGUAUAAUCACAAGAUUAUACAAUCAUCACUACUACCUAAUUCCAGAAUGGUUGCAUCACCCCUAAAAGAAGCCCCAUAUCCGUUAGCAGUCAUUCCCAAUUACCCAUAGUCCCUGGCAACCAGUAAUCUACUUUCUACUUUCUGUCUGUCUGUAUUUGCCUAUUUUGGACAUUUCAUGUAAAUUGAAUCAUACAGUAUAUGGCCUCUUGUAUCUGACUUCUUUCAUUUAGCAUAAUUUUUUCAAGGCUCAAAUGUGUUGUACCAUUCCUUUUUAUGGCUGAAUAAUACUUCAUUGAAUGGAUAUACCACAUUUUGUUUAUCAGUUCAUCAGUUGAUAGACAUUUGGGUUGUGUCUACUCUUCGGCUGUUAUGAAUAUGCUGCUGUGAACAUUCAUAUAUAAAUCUUUUGUGACUGUUUACCUUUCUUGAAUAUACGUGCCUAGGAGUGGAAUUGUUGGGUCGUAUGGUAACUCUGUGUUUAACAUUUUUUUUUUUUAAUUAAUUUUUUGGCCAUGCCUUGUGGCAUGCGGAAUCUUAGUUCCCCAACCAGGGUUCAAACCCAUGCCCCCUGCAGUGGAAGCACAGAAUCUUAACCACUGGACCACCAGGGAAGUCCCUGUGUUUAACUUUUUGAUGAACUACCAAACUGUUUUCCAUAGUACAUGUACCAUUUCAUGUUUCCACCAACAACCCAAGAUGGAAUCCAGGGAAUUCCCUGGCAGUCCAGUGGUUAGGACUCGGCGCUUUCACUGCCAUGGCCAGGGUUCAAUCCCUGGUCAGGGAACUAAGGUCCCACAAGCCACGCAGCAUGGCCAAAAAUGAUGGAAUCCAAUCUUUUGCUUGUUAUUGUCCCUCUUGUUGAUUAUAGCCAGCCUAGUGUUUGUGAAGUGCUAUCUCGUGGUUUUUAUUUGUAUUUCCCUAGUAGCUCCUAAGGUUGAGCAUCUUUUCAUGUGCUUAUUGGCCACUUGUAUAUCUUAUUUGGAAAAAUGCCUAUUGAAAUGCUUUGCACCUUAAAAAAUUAAUAGAUUUUGUUUUUUCAAGGAGUUUUAGGUUUACAGAGAAAUUGAGCAGAAAGUACAGAGAGUUCCUGUAUAGUCCCUUGUCCCCACCCCUCCCAACACAGUUUCCCCUAUUAACAUCUUGCAUUAGUGUGGUGCAUUUGUUACAGUUGAUGAGCCAGUAUUGGUACAUCGUUACUAAAAGUCCAUAGUUUACAUUAGGUUCAUUCUUUGUGAACCUAAUGUAAGUGCAGAAAGUGCAGUAAUGCAUACCUAGAAUGGGUUUUGACAAAUAUGUAAUAUAUAUAUAAUGUUAUAUGUGACAUCAUUACAGUGUCAUCAGAAUACUUUCAAUGCCCUAAAAAUACCGUUUGUUCCACCUAUUCAUCCCUCCCUCCCUUCCUCUAAAUUGUUGGCAACCACUGAUCUUUUCACUGUCUUCAUAGUUUUGCCUUUUUCAGAAUGUCGUAUAGUUGGAAUCAUACAGUAUGUAACCUUUUCAGGUUGGAUUUUUCACUUAGGUUACUCCAUGUCAUUUCAUAGCAUGACAGUUCAUUUCUUUUUAGUAUUGAAUAAUAUUCCAUUGUCUGCAUCUACCAGAUUGUUUCUCCAUUCACCUGUUGAAGGAAAUCUUGGUUACCGUCAAGUUUUGGCAAUUAUCAAAAAUAGCUGCUAUAAACAUUUGUGUGCAGGUUUAUGUGGACAGAAGUUUUUAACUCAUUUGUGUAAAUACCAAGGAGUGUGAUAGUUGGAUCAUAUGGUAAGAGGAUGUUUAGCUUUAUAAGAAACUGCCAAAUUGUCUUCCAAAGUGGCUGCACCAGUUUGCAUCACCACCAGCAUGAAUGAGAGUUUCUUUUGUUCCACAUCCUCACCAGAAUUUGUUGGUGUCAUUGUUCUGGAUUUUGGUCACUCUAAUAGGUGUGCGAUAUUGUCACAUUGUUGUUUUAAUUUGCAGUUCCCUAAAGACGUAUGUUCAGCAUCUUUUCAUAUGUUUAUCUGCCAUCUCUCUGUCUUUUUUGAUGAAGUGUCCCGAUCUCUUGCUCAUUUUUUCGUUAGGUUUUUGAGAUUUAAGAGGUUUUUAAAAUAUAUUUUGGAAACUAGUUCUUUAUCAAAUAUUGUGUUUUACAAAUAUUUUUCUCCCAGUCUCUGUGGCUUCUCUUUUCAUUCUCUUAACAGUAUCUUUCACAGGGCAGAAGUUUUAAUUUUAAUGAAGUCCAUCCUAUCCAGUUUUUCUUUCAUGGUUCAUGGGUUUUUUGUUUUGUUUUGUUUUUUUUUGGCCUCACUGCGUGGCAUGUGGGAUCUUAGUUCUCUGACCAAGGAUCAAACCCGCUCCCCCUGCACUGGAAGCGCUGGACCGCCAGGGAAUUCCCUCAUGGAUCAUGCUUUUGAUAUUGUACCUAAAAUGUCAUCAUGAAGCCCAAGGUCACCUAGAUUUUCUUCUGUGUUAUCUUUUGGAGUUUUAUAAUUUUGCAUUUUACAUUUAAGUCUAUGAUCCAUUUUGAGUUAAUUUUUGUAAAAAGUCUAAGACCUUUGUCUACAUUCUUUUUUUGGGGGCGGGGGGAGGGUGCUGUGCCUUGUGGCAUGUGGGAUCUUAGUUCCUCUACCAGGGAUCAAACCUGCUCUCCCUGCAGUGGUUGCGUGGAGUCUUAACCACUGGACUGCCAGGGAAGUCGUUACAUUCAUUUUUGCAUGUGAAUAUUCAGUUGCUCCAGCACCAUUUGUGGAAAAGACUAUCCUUUCUCCAUUCAGUUGCUUUUGUUCCUUUGGCAAAGAUCAGUUGAUUGUCUUUGUGUGGGUCUGUUUCUAGGCUCUAUUUUGUUCUAUUGGUCUGUUUUCUAUUCUUUCACCAAUGUCACAUUGCCUUGAUUAUUGUAGCUUUGUAUUAAAUCUUAAAGUCAUGUA